GUGUCUGUUUUGAUCAAAUUUUCAUUUAUUAUUAUUAUGACCAAUUUCAUAUCACAUGUUCCCUUGUUGUUCGUUGUCCCAGUGAAUCAAAUACCACUUCUGCCACCCUCUAUCGGGUCUCCUCGGCCGUCUCGUCGGUUUCGGCACUUCGCAAUACAAGCACAACCAGAUCCGCCACACCCAAUCGCCGUCGCAAGACAAUGGAUGUACAUAAUACUUGCUCGCUAUCUCAUAACGCACAGAUUGAAUUUCGACGUCCGAAGCCCGGUCGUGCCGGACUGAAUCCCCGGCACUUAGAACCUAUCCGCGGUGAACUUCAGUCCGGCUUCUCUGGGCGGGAUGAGCAAGCCAAUAGUGCUUCUGGUCUGAACAUGGGCCCGGAGGGUGUUAUUCCCCGUCCAUCUGUUCCCGCCCGAACUUAUUAUCCGCCAGUUUCAUUUGACCAUACACUGACCAAAAGUCCUUCGUAA
Messenger RNA from Echinostoma caproni, 470 nucleotides. The record is from the annotation of a GenBank genome assembly. Lineage: Eukaryota; Metazoa; Platyhelminthes; Trematoda; Plagiorchiida; Echinostomatidae.